UUUUUUCUUUCCCCCAAACGGUUUGAAAAGUUAAACAGCAUCUGUUUGAGAUGAGAGAAUGAGAAGCGGAGAGAUCUGACAGCUUCUUCUCGUCUUCUCUGAAUUUCUUCUGAUCGUUGAGGUCGACGGAGCUGUUCCCAUGGCGGAAUUCAACUGAAGAACCGAGCUAGAUUUAAGGAAUGCUUUAAGAUCCGUGUCUCUUGUUACAGCAUCUCUACUUUUAUCUUUUCUUCUCUCUCUCGCUACAAUUUCCAAGACCGCACCAUUAUAGGCCGUUUUGUCCUCUGCACAGAGAGAGAGAGAGAGAGAGAGAGAGAGAGAUUCGGAUAAGCUUAACAUGGGGAGGCCUCGCUCAUGCUUUCAAAUAAUCACAUGUGGUAGCGAUUCAAAGGACAAAGAUGAGAUCGAUGUACUUGAGAGUAAGGAUUCUAAAGACAAACGAACCUGGAGUUUCCGUAAGAAAUCUUCCCAGCAUCGUGUGCUCAACAACACUGUAAUCGCAGAAACUCCUGCUGCAGAGAAGGAGAAUCUUGAAACUACUACCUUCGACUUCCAAUCAUCACCUAGCUCCACUGUUCCUGAGAAACCCACUGUAAUACACUUCACUAAUGAGGAGACCCAUGUGCCUAACGUUGAGAAUCCUAAAGGAUCUGAUAAGGUGGAUGAUGCAUCCGAAAUUGAAAAUAAGGUUGAUAGUGAGGUUGAGGAGGCUAUUGUUGUUGUCAUCCAGGCUGGUGUCAGGGGGCUCUUGGCACAGAGGGAGCUGCUUAAACUCAAGAAUGUGAUAAAGGUGCAAGCUGCUGUUCGUGGGUUCUUGGUAAGGAGACAUGCUGUGGGAACACUUCGCUGUGCUCAAGCCAUUGUCAAAAUGCAAGCUAUUGUACGUGCUCGUCGUGCUCGUCUCUCUCCUGAGGGAUCAGCUCCAGAUGAGCUGCAUAAGAAGAAUGAGAAGGAAAAUCCUGGUUCAAAAAUCAUGGCGAAGGGAGGGAGAACAAAAUCCAAUUUGAGAUAUAUUUCAAUUGAAAAGCUACUUAGCAAUAAUUUUGCCCGGCAGUUGUUGGAAUCAACACCAAGGAACAACCCAAUCAAAAUCAAGUGUGAUCCUUCCAAAAACGACUCUGCUUGGAAAUGGUUGGAGCGCUGGAUGGCUGUUUCAUCAUCGGAUGUCUUGGAGCCGAAGGAAGAAGAACUGGCCCCUGAUCAAUUGGAAAAAGAAACCGAGGAGCUGAAGAGAGAAGAAUCAGACACUGAGCUAACGAAAGGAGAAAUCAAGGAGUCUCAUGCUGAGGAUCGAAUUGACUCAAAAGCUUUGUCUGAAACAGAAGAUUUGAACUCCAGCACCAUUAAAUCAGUUUCACCAUCUGAAAGUGAAGAUUUAAUGACUUAUGACGCCGAUAACUUACAAUCUCAGACCAGCUGCUCUCCAUCUUCAUUAGUAAAAGAUAAUCUGGAGCAGCCUCUUCCAGAGACUGCUAGAACAGCUGAAGCUAAAGAGAUAUCAACUAAGGUUAGUUCUGUUCAAGAUCAGAAAAUACAGAUGGAUGAUGUAGGUUUACAAACAGAGUCGAAUCCUCUGAAAAGAUUAGCCCCCGAACAACUGGAGAAUGAGGGUAAGAAAUUUGUGCUUGGAUUAAGGAAGGUGAACAAUCCAUCAUUUAUCAAUGCCCAGGAAAAAUUUGAACAGCUGAGUUCACCAUCAUAUUCAACUGGAACAAUUAGAUCAAUGUAUCAAGAUGAUGGAAUUGAACCUCAUUCUGAAACAGUAUCAUCCACAACAGAUACUUCACCGAGGACGAAGGAGUCAAGUGCAGAUGAAAAUAUUGUCCUUCCGGCAUCUAGGAUAGUUCAAGUUGGUGUCUCUGAAUGUGGCACCGAGCUCUCUAUUUCUUCCACCCUUGAUUCACCUGGUAUAUCCGAAGCAGGAGUGGCAGAUCCACAUUCAAAUGAUGUUUCAAAGAAAAGAGUCCAAGAUCCUAGCAGUGAUCUAAUCACGGAAGUUGAAGUCAAGGGUUCUAUUACUCCAAUGCAAAAAGGUACUCAACUUCUUGUGGAUCAACCAGAAGAAGUUAGUGAAUCUAAUGGCCAUUCCAUCACUUCAGUAGCUGUUGUAGACUCUGCACCAGAAGUUAGUGAAUCAAAGCUAGAGAGAAGUUCAUCAGAUAAGCAGAGAGAAAAGGAGGCCGGUACGGGUCACGAUCAUCAAACAUACAGAUCAUCUCCAGAAGCUUCUCCAAGAAGUCAUUUAAAUGUUCCAGAAUCUCAAGGAACACCGUCUAGUCAGGUAUCAAUAAAGGCUAAACGGGAUAAAACUGAUAAGAGCCAAAAGCAAAAGUCUCCAUCAGCAGGAAAGAAAUCACCAUCCAGUUUAAAUUGCAAUUCUGGCACGAGGAGUAGUACAGAUAAUUCUUACAAAGAUCAGAAGACUGGGAAGAGAAGAAACUCAUUUGAUUCAGCACGACCGGAAAAUGUUGAAAAGGAAUUAAAAGAGAGCAUUAGUAGCAACUCUCUUCCUCACUUCAUGCAAGCCACACAAUCUGCUAGAGCCAAGGCCUCAACCAACUCCCCAAGAUCAAGUCCGGAUGUUCAAGAUGGAGAAUUAUACAUCAAGAAAAGGCAUUCCUUACCUGCUGAUGGCCGGCAAGGAUCUCCACGCAUUCAGCAGUCAACAUCUCGAACCCAGCAGGGAGUGAAGGGAAAUGAGAAAAUGUGGCGAAGGUAAGCAGGCAACCACAUGGUGGUAACCAGCUUGAGGAGACAACUUGACAUCAAUGCGUGCACAGCUAAUUUCUGAUCUACAUUUUCAUGAGCUUAGUUAAUGAAGCCAGGAGGUGUGGAUCUGCUCAGGAAAGAUGUGUAAAUUGCCAUUUCUAUCUACUAAUUGUUUGUUUGUUUGUUAUCUCUCCAUUUCCCCCCUCCCCCUUCAAAAAUUUUCCAUCACCUGUUAGUAAUUUACAAGUUUGUGGUCAUUGUGUGCGUCAUAUUUACUAGAUUUGUUACAAAUGGUUUUGCUUGUGUUUGUGUUUGUGUUUGUGUUUGAGCUAGCUACAGUGUGAUGAAGAGAUUCAAAGGAUAUGUAUUCUUUUUUCCCCAGGUUUUUUACCUUUAUAAACAGAAAAUAAUUGAGCCCUCUCUUAUUU
Molecule: messenger RNA, 3137 nt
Organism: Cucurbita maxima (winter squash)
Lineage: Eukaryota; Viridiplantae; Streptophyta; Magnoliopsida; Cucurbitales; Cucurbitaceae
Product: protein IQ-DOMAIN 32-like
Exons: 6
Coding region: 338-2719 (793 amino acids)
Molecular function (GO): protein binding
Source: RefSeq, a predicted model, not a curated record